UGACUGGGAGUAAGAGGUCACCUUGACUACCACUGUGACAAGUGCCUUGCGCAUGUCCGAAUGGCAUGCACUGCCUUAGCCAAGAGUAACAUUCUCUUUGAGCAAUUUUUAAUUACGCAGGAUUCUUUUUCCGAGGGUUUUUGGAAGCAAUUAUGAAGCCAUGGAAGAAUUUGUGCCGCUAUUAAUAUACGAGGACUGGCAAUCAGCAUCUGCCAAAAAUUUUCAGGGGUAUACCUGAUACAAGCUAGAGCUAAUAGCAGGUGAAAUAGCUGAUUGUUGUUGACGGUAAGAAGUGAUUUUGGGUCCAGUAGGUGGUGCUAAGCUGCAUUUGAAGUGAAACGAUGCUAGGCAUCUAGUUUGCAGGUUAGUGGCAGUCCUAUUGAGUGUUGUUCAAUGACCACAGGUUGCCAUGGUCACUUAAUCAUACAUGGAGGUCACAGUUUAGUAGUGCAAAGGAUAGCUGGAAUCCUUUGAAGCAAGUUGAAAGGAAAAGAAUCAAGUAGAGAAAUGGGAGGAUGUUGUUGCUGCUGCUCGAGGGCAGAUGAUUAUAAUGGAGGUUUGGGAAGCUGCUGCACACGUUGUUGUUGCCCUCCGUGCCUUGGGUGUUGUUGUGGCAUGUGUGCUUCUAAUACUGAAGAGCAGGAUUCUUCAUCAUCAGUGCAAGGUGCGUCAUCUUCAGUCUCCGCAGGGCUUUUAGUUGGGGCAUCUUUGGAUACAUCAAUUCCUGAUACAUAUCGGGCUCCGCCAACUCCAUUACCUUAUGAUGCAGAUGUGAGGUAUGUUAGGACAGUAUGUGAUGGACUUGGGGUAAGAAAUGACAGGAGUGGUCCUAUUCAGGGCAGGGAUUUGCAGAAUAUAAGUGGAAACACUGAUGAGGGUGAAGGUGAAGCACUGGCUGCAUUUAAAAAUUUGAAAUGUGCAGAGUUUAAAAAUCAAGGGAUCAAUGAUAAGCCUAGCUCAAUAGAAACAUGCCAAGCGUCUAAAUUGAGUGAAAUGGUUAUUCUCACAGAUGAGGAAGACACCUGUCCGACUUGUCUUGAAGGAUAUGACAAGGAUAAUCCCCGGAUAAUUACCAAAUGUGACCACCAUUUUCACCUUGCAUGUAUCCUUGAGUGGAUGGAAAGAAGUGAUAAUUGCCCCAUAUGUGACCAGGAAAUGAUAUUCAAUGAAAAACCUCUUGACAUCUGAUUCUUUGGGCACGUUUUAAGGCCUUUUAAAGUAAAUUUCCCUAUUCAAAUGUACAUGCAUUAUACAACGAUGCUGGGAUGUUAUCAAGCUGCGGCAGGAUGCGUUCCAAGUUAUUCUUUUAUAACCAACGGAAGUUUAUGUGAUGGCUAAGGCGGCAAGACAUUUUUCUUGUUGCAACUAUUAUGUGACAGGUUCCAGUUUCCUCACCAGAAACUCAUUCUCCUUUGUCCGUAAGUGUAUACAACAUUGAGUCGAGAUUAUUCUGUAUCUUGUAAUUAGACAGAUCAUAUUGAUCUUGAAUGAUUCCUGUGUAAUGUAAAAUAAUGUUCUUGCAAUUUGUAUUUUUAUAUCUGAUUAUAAGACUUUUAACUGCA
This is a messenger RNA of Cryptomeria japonica (Japanese cedar), 1562 nucleotides long. RefSeq names its product probable E3 ubiquitin-protein ligase RHB1A. Gene Ontology annotation, molecular function: ubiquitin-protein transferase activity. The transcript is spliced from 5 exons. The record is from RefSeq and is a predicted model, not a curated record. Lineage: Eukaryota; Viridiplantae; Streptophyta; Pinopsida; Cupressales; Cupressaceae. The coding region runs from base 508 to 1188 and encodes 226 amino acids.